Messenger RNA from Cricetulus griseus (Chinese hamster), 4778 nucleotides. Lineage: Eukaryota; Metazoa; Chordata; Mammalia; Rodentia; Cricetidae. The record is from RefSeq and is a predicted model, not a curated record.
CAAUGGCCUCUUCUUGUGUGGUUGACAAACCUGGGUUCAGGGCCUACAGGUUCUCACACGCUAGCUGCCCCACCUCAGUGGUGUUCCCUAAUUUGGCAGCCUCGUUUCCAAAAUGGACUUCGCUUAGUAUUAAGGGAUCCUGAAAUCCUGCAAACCAAGGAGGAAGAAUUCCUCGAAGCACUUAGGUGGCACUUGCCAUAGUUUCCAGACACAACAGCCACAUGGACAAAAGAAGUGGUGAAAUCUACAUCAUAAAUCAGAAUACAACCUGGGAGAAGCUGCUGCUGAGAGCUCAAACCAUUGUUACCAUGGAGAGCACUGCUGAUGUCAGGAUCAUCUCCUCUAGGAACACUGGAGCUUCACAGAGUUACUGCUGCCACUGGAAUCCUUCCCAUUGCUGGUUGCUUCAUUCCUAGGCCCUUCAUUAACCUGUUUCAAGCCACUUUGCAGGAGUCAUGUCUUCUAGCAGUGACUGGUUCCACAACUGACUAGCAAUCCCUUGCAGAGACCUCUCAUGUACACCAUUUCAUGCAGCAGGAGAGCUCCCGCCAACAGUGUGAUGGUGUGAAUGAGGACUGACCUAAAGGAGUGAGAAGGAAGUGGAUGGGCCUGCUGCAAAGGUUGUGACCAUGGAGGAAGGUCAGGGUGUAUGUAGGGUCUGUGCCACCUCCUGAGUUCACUGUCGCUCAGCCUGGGGUGGCAGACUGAUCUGAAGAUAUGUAGGAGGCAGCUGAGCCUAUUCCCUGAAAACUGGAGUGCCAAGGCAGCUACUGGGAACUGAUCUGUAAUUCUCACUGCUCAGGCCACUAAAUGAAUUGGAAUGGAACAGGUCUCUUCUGCAAACUCUUAAGCAUAAAUGGAAAGAAGGUAGAUGGAAAAUAAAGUUUCUCAAAAAAAAAAAAAUACCUUGAGUAGAGAGGGAGAGUAAAGUUAAGUCAGGAAGGAAGCUGGUUUGAGAAGCUGAACCAAAGCCCAAUCCAAGCCCAGUUCAAUUACUUCCUUGAGACUGUUGUUUUCUGUGCUGAAAGAUUAAACCCAGGUUCUGGGAUGCAUAUUGAAUAGAACUGUUGGGCAAAUCAUUGUAUUUCCAUGUUUGAGAGAUACAUAGUAAUCCUUUAUUGGCAUUCCCUUCCUGCAGGAAACCUGGAGCAAACAUCAAAAGUGCUCUGGGGUCCUCUGAUGUAAAGAAAACAUGGCUUAUCCUUGGUCUUAGGGACUCAAGUUCAGGAACCAGAAACCUGAACCGUAUGUGGCUACAUCUUGCUCAGUAUGUCAGGAGGAAUAAGGGACUCCUAUGGUUAUUUUUGUUUUCUAACAGGGUCUUGCUAUGUAGAACAGACUUGCCUGGAACUCACAAUCCUCCUGUCUCAGACUCCUGAGUGCUGGAAUUAUGGUGCUCCAUCAUGCCAGGUCUAUGGCUAUGGCUAUUUCCUAGCACAAUAAAUAAGUAAAGGAGCCCUUAGGGUCCUGAUUAGAUACUACAAACCAUGAAAGCAAUUUAAAGUCAUCUGCUCAGCAGCAUACACACACCUGUCUGGUGAGCACUUCUCAUGUCCUUUCAAAGCCUAAGCAUAUAAAGGGGCUAGAAAAACAAUGUUUAACUUUGGGACAGGACUAAAGCUGACUUUCUUCUCUUCUUGCUAUCUUUCUUUCUUAAAAUUUUUAUUGCAUUUCUGUGUGCAUAGGGAGCAGGCAUGCGGAGUCGGGACAGCUAUUGUAAGUCAGUUCUCACCUAUCAGCGACUAAAUUCCGAUUAUCAGGGUUGUCAGCAAGUGCCUUUACCCAUGGAGCCAUCUCCACUGCCCUUUUUAUUUUCUUCCAGUUUUUUUUUUUUAAAUCAGCUAUGUAUCUUGAUAUUGGAAAUUUUUGAAAACUUAAAAAGUAACUAUUAUUGCACAAAAGCAAUAAGGCAGUUAAAGGUAGAACAUUGAUGAAAAAAACUUUUUUUUAAUCACCCUUUGUCUCUGAUAAAAUUAAACAACAACAACAAAACCUACAAGCAAAUAGGAAAGACACAUAGUACUGGUACCCUGGCUAUCAGAUCAAUCAGUUAUCGGGUCAGUGGAACUGGUUUCAAAUAGGGGCUUUUCUACAUUAAAUGGUUGCUCUGGAGGAUUCUGCUGUGGCUGAGCAGCAUGAUAAAGCUCAGUUCUCUGUUAAACACUUCCAAAGGCCUCAGCAGGGACGUGCUGGGCAAGAUAAAAAGGCACCCAGAGAAUCACCCUGGAUACACGACCCUGUCCAUCUACACUCUUCCAAGAUUUCACAAUCAGCAAACCCCUCUGAAGAAAAUAGAGGCCCUUUGUACCAUCAUUACAAGAAGAUAAAGAUAAUAACCCUAUUUAGUGUUUUGUUUUUAAUAGAGUUAAUAUUUUUGAGUAAGAAAGAUGUUUUCCUGAACAUUGUAUUUGGGUGAAUUAACAGAUAGAUAAACCAAGUUCCUUAUCUGCGGCUCUAAAUAUUUCACAUUGCAAUCCAUUGUUUCAUGUAGCAAUAAAACAACACUGAAACAGUAACAAGUAGAGAAAAGGCCUGUUUCCCCUUAAUAAUUAAUGUGAGAAGAACACACCUGCUUGCUUAGGUCCUGCAAAAAAUGGUUUUAAUACAGGGUCACAGAAAAUGCAAAGGUUUUAUGGCCCACUAUAAACCAGCUCUUUGUCUUUUCCCACUAAUUCCUUAGUGUCACAUUUAACAAAACGAGGAAACUGCAGAUAAUAGCAGUGUUUGCAGAUUAGACUCACAAGUCAUAAAUAACAUAGGGUUUUGUUCACCUAGAGAUAUUAAGGCAGCUUAUCAAUGCUUAGGCCCUUCCCCUUUGUAAUGAUUGCUAACCCAGGCAAAUGGAGCAAAUGGGGUUUCCCCCCUCUGUCCUCUCACCCUGACAGAGUACACAUUCAUAAGAUCCUGUUAUCAGAGUCCAUGGUAUAAAGAGUACGGUGUCACCGAAACUGUUGCUUGCUACCCGCAACCUUCUGUGUUAGAAGAUGCAUUUGCUUUGCGCUUGUCUUCUUUGGUUCUCUCUUAGCAAUGGCCUCAGCGCUGACUGUCCAGGGCGAUGUAGCUGUGAGUCCAUGCAGUUUGUACAAUGCUACAGGCUCAUGGAAGUACCUUCAGGCAUUCCUUCCACCACCAAGAGUCUCUACAUUAGCCACAGCAAAAUCCAGCACCUUCAGCUGUCUAACUUCACUGGACUGUUGGCUCUGGAAGAUUUUAUUCUGCUGGCCAGUGGAACAGAGUCUGUAGAAAAUGACACGUUCAAAACUUUGAGUACUUUAAGAACCCUAGAAUUUUGGAAAAAUAAAUUGAGACGAGUCCCCAGUGCUCUCCCAGCCAGCCUCGAAGUGUUAAAAUUAAAUGAGAAUUCGAUAUGUGCUCUACAUGCAUCAGAUUUUGAAGGACUGAAGAAAUUAAAAGUGCUUGAACUUAAAAACAACUUGAUCUCUUCCCUGUCUCCCAGCAUGCUCCCCUCACUCAUCAGUCUGCGAAGUUUGAUGGUGGAUGGAAACAAUAUAGAGUCGCUAGCUGGACCACUCAGCCUUCCACAUCUGAAGUACAUGAGCGUGGAGAACAACAAACUCCAUCUUAUACCAGGGAACGUCUUCACUUCUCUGCAGAAUUUGCAGUUUCUCAGUUUCAGUGGUAACUUUCUGACUAAAAUUCCUACAAAUCUACCCAAAUCCUUGCUAUCUUUAAAGAUGGAGAGAAACCAGCUCAAAGUCGUUAGAUUUCGAGAUGUGAGACACUUGGAGAACUUGUCCCGUCUUUACCUGUCAGAGAACUUCCUGUCUUCCAUUGACGGGGUGCAGCUGCUUACCAAUUUAACUACUCUUGAGGUCUCCCAAAACCGGCUUCAGACGUUGCCUCCCAGGCUACCGGCAAGGUUGCAGAAACUUGACUGUAGCAGUAACUUCAUUCAGAAAGUGGCAGCACCAGAGUUCCAGGACCUCCGAGACCUGAAGCAUCUGUUCCUAGACAACAAUGUCGUCAGCGUGUUUGAGGCUGGAGCCCUUCAGAAGUGUUCUCAGCUGUCUAACCUGGCCCUGGAGCAAAAUCUGCUGUUGUCCAUACCUCUGAGGCUUCCUAAGACCCUGGCUAGGCUGGACCUCAAGGGCAAUGCCAUCCAGAACAUGUCUGAGAGGGAGCUCAGGGACCUCAAACUGCUUCAGGUUCUCAACCUGAGGAACAACAAGAUCUCCGCCUUAGACCUCAAGGCGCUGGAGGGGCUGCCUCGCCUCAGGCACCUGUACCUGGAUGGAAACCCCUGGAACUGCACCUGCAGUGUCCUACGAGCUAGGGAGGUACUGAAGGCCAAGGGUACGGACGUGAAAGGAGGACAGUGUGCGGCCCCAGCAGAGCGACAAGGGGAGAGCUGGAUGUCUUCCAAGAAGAUCGUGAGGCAAUGCGAGCAUCACUUACACCAGAACGAGAAAAGCAAAGAGAACAAGAAGAAAUUAAAACUGGAAGACUCUUCCAGCAGCAGACUCAGCAUGGACGACGACGAUGACGAUUAUGAAAUAGAUUAGAGAUAAGCUUUGUUUUCAGUUUAGAAAAAUGAUUUUUAAUGUUCACUCUUAAGCAGAAAUGCGCCAUCAUUUAGAUAUGCAAGCCACCUUUGUAAAUGUUUUUUUUUUUUGUUAUUUUUGAAGAUGAAAUAAGGGUUAAGAUUAGUUUAAAUGCGGGAGAAAAGAAACAAUAGAUGUGUUUCCCAUUUUGAAACAGUUUGUGUUUUAGUCUGCAACCUAAGCAAAUAAUGUCAAAUAAAAUUAUCAUUUAAUCAA